AUCUCUUCCAUUCUUCAAACUAAGGCAGAGGCACAUACAGAUAUAUGCAUACAUUCACAUAUUGAUUAUAGAUAUGGCUCUCCAAACCAUCUUCCUCUUCUCCCUCAUCCUCUUCGCUUCCAAAGCAGCCGCCCAGCUAGACUUCUGCGUCGCGGACCUGAAAUCCCCAGCAACUCCAACGGGCUACCCCUGCAAAAACCCCGCGACUGUCACGGUCGAUGACUUCGCGUUCUCAUCAACCCUUGCAGUGGCGGGCAACACCUCGAAUGUCUUCAAAGCAGCGGUCGCCACAGCAGUCGUGACCCAGUUGCCGGGUCUCAAUGGGCUGGGCACGGCCAUGGGCCGUGUGGACAUAGCCGUGGGUGGGGUCAUCCCUAUGCACACCCACCCGAGCGGCACGGAGCUCCUACUCGUGUUGGAGGGCACCAUCAAUGCCGGGUUCAUCUCGUCGGCCAACAACGUCUACUCCAAGAUUCUCAAGAAGGGAGACGUCUUUGUAAACCCUCGAGGGCUAUUGCACUUUGCAAUAAAUGCUGGUCAGGAACCCGCUGUGGGCAUCGUGAGCUUCAGCAGCCACCUCCCGGGACUUCAGCCAACGGACUAUGCGCUGUUUGGGAACAACUUGCCUACCCAAGUGGUGAAGGCGACCACCUUCCUCGACGAAGCCCAGAUCAAGAAGCUUAAAGCUGCUUUUGGCGGCACGAAUUAAUUGAGUUUCUCAAUUCUUGUGGAUUGCUCAGGGCACGAUUACAUGGCUAAUAUCUAUAUAGUGUUCUAAUUCUUUUCUAAUAAAUAUAACUCUUUGAUA
This is a messenger RNA of Punica granatum (pomegranate), 808 nucleotides long. The record is from RefSeq and is a predicted model, not a curated record. NCBI's taxonomy places the organism in Eukaryota, Viridiplantae, Streptophyta, Magnoliopsida, Myrtales, Lythraceae.